Ostreobium quekettii is the source of this 618-nucleotide messenger RNA. The record is from the annotation of a GenBank genome assembly. Lineage: Eukaryota; Viridiplantae; Chlorophyta; Ulvophyceae; Bryopsidales; Ostreobiaceae.
AUGAACGCGGGGGACAGGGCGCCAAAAGCGUGUGACAAGGACGAGAAAAAGAGCGGAUGUGAUGUUUGCGGGCGCUGCAAGAGCUGUCAGUCUCGGGAGGGAAUGGAAAACCGAGUAGCGGCAGCUCGGAUUGCGGCCACGAUUUCGGAUGCACGGUUUUGGGACCGGGCGGGGAACCUCGUUGCCGAGAGCCUGCGGGAGCAGGACGCGCUGCUCGACGCAUUUCGAAAUGAUCUUAAGUGGCUACACGUCGAUGGGAAAGGGGAACUUGAAUCUUUCACCCAGGGCGCUCCGGAGGAGCACGAGCGCGCGGGAGAUGGUGCGGGGCGGAUCACGAGUGUGAUGAGUGUGCGGGCGUGGGAUUGGACGGCAUUGCCAUCACUGCAGGGGGGAUCCAAGGUGUUCGGAGGGGCCGCUCCGCAGGGUGCCAGCCCCGAAUCGCGGCUUCCAGGGGCCACAGCGGGCGUGGAGGGGUGCCUCCCAACUGCGGCUGCGGAAAGGGGAUGCAAGACCGAAGGGUGCGUGCGGAGUGAUCAGGCCGCCGUCAGCGCCGGGGAAGCUUCAGUGACAACUCGGGCUGUAGGGUUUCAUUGGCCUUCACGCCUUUCCAAGGCGUAG